GAAAGCGAGAGGAAGCGACUGUGAUGUUCCACGCUGGAUGCUGACUGUUUUCAUUUCGCUGUCGGCAAGGAAGGUGAAACUGGAACCCUCGCUGCGACAGUGUGAAUGGGCAGAGGCAGCUGAUCUCACGAGAUUCUAAGCUGACGAUUGAUCGUCGUUCUGACACCGUGGGAGAGCUGACGAGGAGGUGGAAGGAACGCUCAGUAGAAUUGAGAGCCAUAAGGAGAGGAGAAGCAGAAGGUGAUAGCUGGAGCAUGGCCCCUCGUAAGAACAAUAACCACGGCGGGACCGGAGGCGGCGCCGGCGACUUGCAGGGGCUGAACGGCAUCGACCCAGAGACCAUCGAAAACCACGACGCCAAUGUGACGCGCUGCUGUGUCCCCACCGGCGAGUGUCUAAGGGCCACCGCCACCAACAACAACGACAGUUCCAUCAAUUUGGAGGACUUGCGGGACUGCGUAAAGGUCACUUGUAACAAUGAUCACUGCACAGUGGGCCAGUACAUGCACCGCGAAUGCUUUGACGCUUGGGAGCAGACGGUGCUGACUUAUCUGAAGACGUGCGGCCGAGCGCGUUCCUGGUCGGAAAGACAGCGCCACCAGAACCUGUGGACCAAGAAGGGGUACGAUCUGGCCUUCAAGGCGUGCGGCUGCCUCUGCGGCCGUGGCCAUCUGAAGAAGGACCUCGACUGGUCCCCGCCCAUGCCAAACAACGCCGGCUGCCAAGACGACUUCGAGAAGAAGAAAAAGCGACGCAACCGCCAGAACACCCGCCCCUCGCUGGCGUCCUCUGCCAAUGGACACCAUCUACACGGCAACAUAAAUCUCAACAACAAUAACAAUAGUAACAACAACAAUAAUGUAAGAGGAGGCGCCGGCAGCGACGCCCAGAACAUCGGCACCGUUCACCACGGUGAACUUCGGGGCAGGACUGGGUCGCUUUCUUCCAGCACUGGCUCCUCGUCGCCACCGACCUCCAGCGAGACGUCCGUCUCACCCGCCCACAUCGGGCACAGCAGUUCCGGACAUGGCGGUGGUAAGAAGAAGUCGAAGUUCGAGUUCUUCUCUGACAGGACCAGGGCGGGUGCCGGCGGCAAUGGCAUCUUCUCCAGGCGUCAAGAUUUUAGCUCCUUCAACUCACUGCCACGCCACAAACUCAACUCCUACCACAUCAAGAUGGAGGACGAGGGCAACCAUGGCAACGACGAGACGCGCUGCUUCAUAUUGUCGACUCUGGCGGCGCUGCACACGUCCCGCGUGUGCUGCAUCUUGUGCCAGGCGUCUCUGCCCGUGUUCGAUCGCUACCCCCUCAUCGACGGCACCUUCUUUCUCAGCCCUCGGCAGCACGCCAGGUUCUGCAUACAGGUGAAGGUGGAGGGCCGUACGCAGUACCUGUCGGCGGUGUGCAUGGCAUGUCUCGAGGGCUGGGGUCCCGGACGCGGCAUCCGCUGCCGCUUCUGCGGCACCGCCUGGGACGGCUCCUCCCUCGUGCUGGGCACCAUGUACUCUUACGACAUUUUCGCCGCCAUGCACUGCUGCAUUGAGCGCUCCAAGUGCAACAACUGCCAGAAGCCAAUGCUGCAUCCCCACCAACGGCUCAACUUCUACUCUGACUACAGCCACUCCGUGCCAUGCCCACAUUGCAGGACAGUGGAUGCACAUUUUGUGAAGCCACUGGCCUACUGUUAUGCCCGAAGCGUGCCACAGCAGCCAUGGUCUUAACAGUGCUCGCAACAUAGGAACUCACGAUUACCGUCUGCCCUCCUGCCACAAGUGGGGCUGGGCUACUACUGGGGCUGUUAUGCGACUUGGAAACUAAUGAUGUUGAAGAAAGAGAGAGCAUUCUAAUAGAUGUUAUUGAAGUGUAAAGGAGUCUAUGUUUCAUUUAAUAGUGAGGAAAAUUUUUUGAUAAUUGUAUUCCAGAAUUAGAGUUUUAUGUGGAUUUUUCUGUGGCAACAUUGUGUAGAAUACCAGUGCCACAAGAAAGAUUAAGUUUUGUGUUGCAGAAAUAUCAUCAAUAUCAUUGUUCUUGUGCUCUCGAAAUUGCCCCAGUAGAAGACUUUUGAAAUUAAUAUUUUUUGGCAGUCCUCACUUCUUUUGUCAUUUUGUGGCAUGAAUAACGCCUACAACUUCUGUUUGUACUGAAGGUCAGUCUCUUAUUAUUUUCUGACAUGUAGUGUUUGUGAGAUGCUUCUCCUUGUUUGAAAUUUUAUGAUAGGUAAUAAAUUUGGAUACUACUGCCGUGUUGUGUAGUUUAGUGCCAGAUGUUUGUCGUUUUCUCUAUGUAACUGUAUAUUUAUCUCAUGGUAGAUGUAUAUUUUAAUGUCGAAAAUGACGUGUCAAAGUGAGGUAACUUGCAAAACGUUCUUAUUUUCAAAAGAUCUUUAUAUAUGAAAAAAUUAUGAACUGAAACACCUUGGUAUGUUUGCAGUGUGUUGUAAAGUUACCGCUUUUGGAGAGGUAUAUGCUAAAUGGUUUUUCCUCAUAGUGAUUUUUUUAUUGAAAGUGGGUUUGAUUAACAUUAAGUACAAAUAUUGGACUUUGGGAUUUAUUAGCAAAUAUUAGCAUUGGUGGAGCAAAGCACAAAUUUUAAAUAAUGUAUUUCCUCUGACAUAUGCGUAAAAUGUGGAAAAUUUUCUGCUGCUAAUUUGUAUGUAUGCCUUGCUUAUUUAAUAAUGACAUUUUUUUGUUAUUUCAGAGAAGUUGUUAAGUUGGUACUUGUAGAGUUACAAUUUAAAUAAAAGUAAAUUAGUCUGUAAUUGACCUGCCAUGUAUUUGUCGACUGCUUUAUUCUAGAACCAAUGCUGGUAUUAUUUGUCCCACUGCUAUAGUAAGUCUGGUAAACUGUAAGUUCAUGUAGAGAUAAGACUGCUUAAUUUUAUAUGUUUUAUAUCAAUGUUUCUGUUUUCUUGUAAAUGAAAGAAAUCAUACACACUGGUAUGAACGUCAGUUUUUGUGUUGAAAUGUAGCUCACAUCCGCAUUUGAUGGAAGUGCUUUGAAUGAAGAGAAUGUUUUACUAACUACACAGAUAAAUUUUGUGACUAUUGUUUAUAUUUCAAUUGUAAAUGUCAGCAGAUGAAAGUUUAUAUGUCUGUAUCUAUGUAUAAAUAAACAAAAUAAAGAGGAGAGUGUAAGACGUA
This is a messenger RNA of Schistocerca piceifrons (Central American locust), 3140 nucleotides long. Its product is annotated as headcase protein-like. The transcript has 5 exons. The coding region runs from base 255 to 1721 and encodes 488 amino acids. The record is from RefSeq and is a predicted model, not a curated record. Lineage: Eukaryota; Metazoa; Arthropoda; Insecta; Orthoptera; Acrididae.